Mya arenaria is the source of this 2617-nucleotide messenger RNA. RefSeq lists its product as uncharacterized. The record is from RefSeq and is a predicted model, not a curated record. NCBI's taxonomy places the organism in Eukaryota, Metazoa, Mollusca, Bivalvia, Myida, Myidae. Bases 239 to 1438 code for a protein of 399 amino acids. The transcript is spliced from 2 exons.
CCUUUAUUGAAUAAACUCUUUUUAACCGUUUAUAAAAUAUUGAUUAUCACAUUAAAAAUACAUAACUUAAGCCCAAUAAGCAAUGAAGUGGUAGUGUCUAUCAAAAAUAAUUGGCUGACCUAAAAGCAAAGAAAAUGGCAACAGCAUUUCCAAGUGACAAAAUACACAUCACUGUUGAUGCAAAUUUGUUAACUUGUCAAAUAUGUAUGGAGAACUUUGACAGCCCAAGAAUUCUCCCAUGUCAGCAUACCUUUUGCAAAAAUGUAUCGAAACAAUAAUCAAGAAAAUUUGCUUCGGAAAUCAUGGAAUUGACAAUUUUAAGUGUCCGGUUUGUCGGCGACAAUGCAAAACUUGGAAGGGGGGAAAGGACAUGGGUGUCAUCAUGAAAGCUUUUCCUGAAAACAGACUUAUGAAUGACUUGCUUGAAGGAAGAGAAAAUGAAUCAAAACAUGUACACCAUGCAGUUUUUAUUGAACAGGAAAAUAAAGAUAACAUUAAAUUGCCGAAGAAAGUACUGAAAUCUCUGUGGACGUAUGUGUGUAUCUUAAACAUUUUCAAAACCUUUUCGGUGAAGUUGGACUUGUUAAGCUUUCGGAUAGGAAAAAAGCAAGCACUACUUAACGGACACAUUAAUCGAAAAUUUGUGGCAAAGUUUAGUACAAUUUUACUUAAUAACAUUGAAGUCAAUGACGACGAAUCACACGGUAUUCCAAACACCACAGUACCUCUCGUACAGCAAAUAGAAACUAUUGAGUCAAAUAUCAAGUGCCUGUGUGGGGACGCUAUUAAUAGAACGUUUCUGAAGGAUUUAGUGGAAUCAGACUGGAUUGAUCCUAACGAUCCAAAAUAUAAAUACUCACAAACUUUCCCGAACAGAAUUUCGUUAAUGCUCGGAUUCAGUAACCUUUCUUCUUUGAGCUAUAUUGGGUGGGAAAUCGUUUCUAAAAACUCGUAUUUUCCAAUGUUUGUGUAUUUUACCGGAUCGUCUAAGCUUUUUCCUAUAUGUAUUGGUACAUUGAAAUUACUUGGAAGUCUGUGUCUUACUUAUAUGUAUGGCAUUCUCACAUGGUGGUCUGUGUUAGCUUUUGUUUUGUUUAUUUUCACAGUAUACCUUAGAUUGUGGACUACUUUCUUAAAUCGAAAAAGGUGGGUUUACGCGCCACUUUUUAACAGAACAAUGACCAACUUAUGCUUACAUCACAUUGCAGUUGAUGAUUUUUCUCCCGUAGGGAAAAUUACACACGCCAUACAGUAUGUAGAAAACGUGUGCCGCUUCGUUUUCUUGGGUUAUGCGUUGUAUGAAUAUGUAUUUUCAUUUGUAAAAAUGCCCAUGCUUUUCUACCUUGUAUACGAUAUUGUGAUAGAAAUUGUUUGCAUCGUGGUUUUGCGACCUGUUGCAGAUAUGUCUACAUGCAGGUACCUUCGACAACGCAAAUGACUUGCUAGACGGGGUAGAAAAACAACCGUUACAGAAUGCUGACUUGUUUAAAUAAGUUUCCAUGGCAUCAGCAGUUCAUUUUAUAUAUCAAUCCCACAUCUUUCAGAUAACUGGUGACUCUUUAUUAUGUUGGUAUCAAGUGAAAGGCAUUGCGAAUGCUGGAAAAGAAGAUGUAGAACAUAACCAAAACUAAGGCAACCAACUUGUUUGAGCUUCAAAGAUUGCAAAAUAUAUCAUGUAUAUGCCAUUUCAAUUGAAAUAAAUAAGAUUAAAUUCAAACUGUUACGAAUGUAUGUGUAAUGCACUUUCGGUCUUCCAUUGAUUUAUAAGUUAUCAGGGGCGGGACCCAAAUCUGGCGUAAGAGGGGCGUAACUGAGGGGCGUAAGCGUUUGACUUGCGCCCCUUUCUUAGAACCGAAAUUUAUUUCAUUUAGACGGAUGGUAGGGGGUUCAGGGGUUCUCCCACAAGAAAAUGUCAACCAAUUUUAAUUCGAAAUGGUUCAUUUUGGAAGUAUUUUAUUACCCUUUUUCCUCCUAUAUUGAAAUAAAUUAGUAAACAAAUACCUUAAGAUACUUAAAGAGAGCUAGCUUUUUUUGAUUGGGUACCUUAAACGUAAUUUAUUAUGUCUCAAUUGUUAAUAAAUGAAAUUGCCGAGCAGUAGCCAAAACAAAGCCAAGAACAAACCCAUACUUCAAUUCCACAUACAAAGUACGCAUGCGUGGGAAACCGCUUCUACAUAACUCGUCCUUCAACUACAAAAACAGUACUCCUACUUUUCUAAUCAUAUACAAAUAUAGUCACUCAUUGUUAUAUUUCUCACAUAUAAAACUCAUACCCCUACAUCACAUGGAUAAUACUAAUAUUUUUACUUCAAAUAUAAAGUAACGCAUACUUCUAUUUCACAUGUAUAUACUAAUCAUAUUUCUAUUUCACCUGUAAAUAGUACUAAUACUUCUGUUUCACAUAUAAAAUUAAGCCAAACCUGGUUGGCUCGAACUCACAGGAUCCGGCGAAAAUACCUCGAGGCUCGGAAAAUUGGAGUCAAAUGGAAAUGCUAACCUUUAGUAUAGAGAAAUCGUUCCUUUACAUCUAGUUCGAGCCAACGAGGAAUUCGAUCCAAGAGAGUUCGAGUCAAUAAGGAAGUCGAUCCAAGAGAGUUCGACCCAACGAGGAGUUCGA